Messenger RNA from Ilex paraguariensis (yerba mate), 864 nucleotides. NCBI's taxonomy places the organism in Eukaryota, Viridiplantae, Streptophyta, Magnoliopsida, Aquifoliales, Aquifoliaceae. The record is from the annotation of a GenBank genome assembly.
AUGGCUUUGAGCUACUACUCCAACUGGGGGCCAAUUCAGCACCUCAACGCAGACUUGAAUGUCUUCAUGCACACAAUCCCAGAGUUGCCUCCGGAAACUUUUGGUUUCGCUGAAAACUUAGCUCUCUCAGACAUUGCUAUCCAUCCAAUCUUCGAGCCCGAAGAGUUGUUCUACUCAGACAACUAUACUCAGCAACUCCCCUCUCUCUCUCCACCAUAUGGCUAUUUGAACUCCCUCUCACCAGAAAUCUUACCGUUCCAAGAUUUCAGACCUUUUGAACACAUAAAAUGUCAAAAGACCCCUGAAAAUAGCUACUACUCAGACUGUGCACCUGGUUUAUGUACUUGGUUUGUUCCGAAUCCCCCGGUGCUGCCGGAGUUGUUGCCGGAAGUUCUCAGCCCAACGCCGGAAUUUCAGUUUCAGAGUCCACCGGUUUAUGAUUGUGGAACAGUUGAGAGUGUGAAGAAGUCCAAUGAGCGGACCUUGUCGACGCAGAGCAUUGCGGCUCGGCAGAGGAGGAGGAAGAUAACUGAGAAGACUCAAGAGCUCGGGAAACUUAUCCCUGGUGGACAGAAUAUGAACACUGCUGAAAUGUUUCAAACUGCUUUCAAGUAUGUGAAAUACUUGCAGGCCCAAGUUGGAAUUCUCGAAUUCAUGGGGUCAAUUCAGGACAAUGAGGAAUCAUUUUAUACUGAAGAACUCCAAGAUCUUCUUGGAUCUCCUUUCUUGCAAGAGAAGUUGUCUUCAAUGGAGAAGUGUUUGGUUCCCAAGAAAUUUGUUCAAACCCUAGCAGAAGAGGGUGAACUUCAAUCCAACACUACAGUUUUGAAGAACAUCAAGGAGUUGAUCCGAACUGGUGGCUGA